This is a messenger RNA of Uloborus diversus, 792 nucleotides long. RefSeq lists its product as uncharacterized. Lineage: Eukaryota; Metazoa; Arthropoda; Arachnida; Araneae; Uloboridae. The record is from RefSeq and is a predicted model, not a curated record. Bases 1 to 792 code for a protein of 263 amino acids. The transcript has a single exon. Gene Ontology annotation, biological process: DNA integration. Gene Ontology annotation, molecular function: nucleic acid binding.
AUGGCAUGUUUGAAGAGAUUCAUAGCAAGACGCUCGAAGCCAUCAACUAUUUGGAGUGACAAUGCUACUAACUUUAAAGGUGCUCGUUCUGUUUUGAAUCAAUUAUUUCAGAUUUGUAGAAAAGAUCAUGUUCAGCGUUUCUGCGCAGAAGAAAAUAUCGAAUGGAAAUUCAUUCCGCCUGCUUCGCCACAUUUUGGAGGAUUAUGGGAAGCAAAUAUAAAAUCCACGAAGAAACUUCUGUUAAAAGUAACUAAAUCAUCAGUUUUGACAUUUGAAGAGUUGAAUACACUCAUAGUCCAAAUAGAGGCCAUUUUAAAUUCUAGGCCAAUCUGUCCCCUUUCAUCGGACCCUACAGAUUUGCAACCACUCACACCUGGUCACUUCUUAGUUGGGGCUCCCCUCUUAUCGAUACCUGAAAAUGAUACUGCUUUGGAUUCUUUGUCUCUUCCUUCUAGGUGGGUUAUGAUCCAGAAGUUGAGGAAAGACUUCUGGAACAGAUGGUCGAAAGAGUACCUCAACUCCUUGCAAACACGAGGCAAAUGGAGACAAGCAACGGCUAAUCUCAAGGUUGGACAACUUGCCCUCCUGAAAGACAAUUGCAGUACCACCCCUUUGAACUGGACCUUGUGUCGCAUUGAGAAAGUGUAUCUAGGAGAGGAUGGAAAAGCCAGAGUUGCUGACGUGAGGACUCCAGCUGGGACAUACACCAGAUCCAUUACUAGAUUGUCACCCUUGCCAUUUGCAGAAGAGGUUGGACAUCCGUCCAACGGGGGCCGGCAUGUUUGUGAUUGA